Messenger RNA from Melopsittacus undulatus (budgerigar), 2817 nucleotides. RefSeq names its product synaptotagmin 8 (gene SYT8). The record is from RefSeq and is a predicted model, not a curated record. The transcript has 10 exons. Gene Ontology annotation, molecular function: calcium ion binding; calcium-dependent phospholipid binding; phosphatidylserine binding. Gene Ontology annotation, cellular component: exocytic vesicle; synaptic vesicle membrane; plasma membrane. Lineage: Eukaryota; Metazoa; Chordata; Aves; Psittaciformes; Psittaculidae. The coding region runs from base 231 to 1424 and encodes 397 amino acids. Gene Ontology annotation, biological process: synaptic vesicle endocytosis; calcium ion-regulated exocytosis of neurotransmitter; cellular response to calcium ion.
CCACCAUCCUCACUGCACACUCUGCUCUGCACCCAGUGGGGUCCCAUCUCACCUUCAGCAUGCCCCUGCCACACACAGUGGCUGUGCCCAGAGCCUGCACAGCAGGGAAGAGAGACUGAGGCUGGGAAGGAGACUUGUUGCCUGGUGAUCCUGUUUCUGAAGACCAAAGGAGAACUCCGUUAUCCAGCUGCCUACUCCCUUCCCUUUCUGAAGGUCACCCCAGCUUAGCCAUGGCGCUGGCAGCCAGCAAAAGCAGAGCAACAGCCUCCACACUCACCCGCAGCCCUGUGGCCACCACCACCGUGGUCCAGCCGGGCUUCCUGCGUGGCUGGCUUAGCCGCAUCCCACUACCCAAAUGGGCACUCAUCGCUGUGGCUGUGGCAGCGGCCAUUCUCCUCCUCCUCUUCCUCAUCUGCAUCAUCAGGUGCUGCUGUGGCAAGAAGAAGCACAAGAAGAAGGAGAGAGUCAACUUGCAUGCUGUCAGCAGCUCCACCACGGCCAGCCUUGUGCAGCCCGAGAUGGAGGACCUGGAGCAGGGUGUGGAACAGACAGUGCGAGGAAAGCUGCAGUACUCCCUGGAGUACAGCUUCCGUGCACAGGAGUUGAAGGUUGGUGUGAAGCAGGCAGCUGAGCUGAAGGCCAUGGACAGUGGAGGCACAUCUGAUCCAUAUGUGAUCGUCUACCUGACAUCUGAUAUGAAGAAGAAGUAUGAGACCAAGGUUUACCGCAAGACUCUGAACCCUGUCUUCAACGAGAGCUUCACUUUCCAGGUACCCCAGGCAGAGGUGCCCGAAUCCACGCUGGUGAUGCAGAUCUAUGACUUCAACCGCUUUACCAAGCACGACAUCAUUGGCGAGGUCCGGCUGCCCCUGGCCAGUGUCAGCCUGCAGCAUGUCAUUGAGCAGUGGAGUGACCUGGUGGCAGCCAGUAAAGUGGAGGAAGAACAGCUGGGUGAGAUCUGCUUCUCUCUGCGCUAUGUCCCCAGCACUGGCAAGCUGACGGUGCUCAUCCUGGAAGCCAAGAAGCUGAAGCGGAUGGAUUCUCAUGGGCUCUCAGAUCCUUUUGUGAAGGUGCAUCUCAUCCUGAACAGGAGGAAAUGGAAGAAGAAGACGACAAGUGUGAAAAAAAACACCUUAAGCCCUUACUUCAAUGAGGUGUUUGUUUUUGAGGUGCCUUUUAAUCAGAUCCAGAACGUGGAUGUGGUUAUUUCCAUCUGGGAUCAUGACAAAGUGACCAAGAAUGAGCCCAUUGGCAAGCUCUUCCUGGGCUGCCGAGCCACGGGCAACCAGCUGCGGCACUGGUCCGACAUGCUGUCCAACCCCCGCCGGCCCCUCGCCCAGUGGCACAGCCUGCAGCCCCCCGAUGUGGUCGACAAAGCCCUGGGGCUGAAGUCCCACCUCAGGCUGCCCCUGCCCACCAGAUAGUGUGGGUUCCCUCUGCCACCCCGGGGGCAGGGCACAAGGCUUGCAGGCAGGUGGGGGGCUUCUGUUCAACAACAUCUGGAUGUGUUUUCCCUGCUCAGUGUCAGCAAAGAGGGGAUUGGAGACUCUUUUUGUCCAAGAGAUGAUCUUGGUGCUGGUACCCUGUGUGAUGUCUGGAGCAAGGCUUGGCACCCAGGGCAAGGCUGAAGUGGAGCAGAGGAUACUAGAAGGGACUGUGUGGAUGCAGGAGCCAGCUCAUCCUGCCAGGAGGAUAAAUACACAGAGCUUCAAGCACAUGCAAAAUGAGAGUCCAUUGAUAUUUUUCAAGUGGAGGAUUAAUAUGCCAGAAGCCUAUGGUGGGCAGUUUCUAUGGCUGUGAAUAACUUGUCAAGAGGUGAGCUUUUGGGAAGGCUUUAUGUGUCCCAUGAAGGCUUUUAAACAAGACCAAGGUCUUGAAGCUCCCUAAGAGGCUAAAAGGAGAGAAAGAGAACAGGCUAAUGAAGAAGGUGUUGGAGAUACAGGACUAGUUCUUUAAUGCCUCUGCAAUAUGUGUGUUCUAUGUUCUGGCUGAAGGCUAAAUGAGACAGCAGAGUCAGGCACUGCUUUUCCACAUGGCUUCACUCUUGGUCCGUUUCCAGCCCAUGCUGACUCGUGCUGGCAAGGUGUGACUCAGGGUAUGGGAUUCAUCAGCAAGCAUCUUCAUGGACCAUGCAGAUGGGGAUACCCAGCCUCUGCUCCAUCCACCUUAUGUGGUCCCACAGCACUAGUGCAGCAAGGUUUGCUGGAGCUGCUGCCAGGGUGGAGGGGCUGAGGCUCUCAUGUCAUGAUCACACUACCCUGAUGAGGGCUUGGCUGCAGACCUUGUGUCACUUCUGAGCAGGUUUCAUGUAAUCUGGGAGGUUUUUGUGGCCACAUGUCCUGCCCUGCCCUGCUUUAUGGGGCCUUGAGGUGAGAUCUGUGCAGUAAAGAGCCUUACUAGAAGGAUGAGGGCAUUGGAGAGGUGCCACCUUCUCUAUCUGUCCUUGAGUAUGCUGCAGUUUGGUGUGGCUUGAGAGCAGCUCCCCUGAGCCACCUGCAGGAGGAAGCUCACUGCAUUGGGCUGCAGGAGGGAAUCGCCCUUGCUCUGAAAUACUUCAGCUACAAAGCAGCCACAGCACCAGAUUUAGGUUCAUAUAAUGUAAUUGCAACCCAAAAGUAAUUUGCACCGUGAGAAGCUGUGGGCACAACUCUAAUAGCUGUUGCCUGAGCUCUGGAGGGGAGAGUGUCUGGUGCAUUAAUGAAGAGCCAUUAAUACUGGAAAGCAGUUAAUCUGCAAUUACCCGGAGCCCCAUGGAGUGACCAUCUGAGAGUUAAACAAACAUAGCGAAGCUGAGGAAGAUUAUGAAAACUCUUGAUA